This is a messenger RNA of Chara braunii, 4745 nucleotides long. Lineage: Eukaryota; Viridiplantae; Streptophyta; Charophyceae; Charales; Characeae. The record is from the annotation of a GenBank genome assembly.
CGUACGCAAAUCUGCUGCGACAGUUUGAUUGGCCUGACAUGAAAGGGACUGCUGAAAUAUUUGUGGUUGAGUGUCAAGUUUGUCAACGAAUCAAACCAUGCAGACAAAAGCCCAUGGGCAACUCACACCCCUUCCCAUUCCCGAUGGUCCCAGGGAGUCCGUCUCCGUUGAUUUCACCGACAUGGGAAAGGUAAGUAAGAACGGCUACUCACAAGUCAUGGUGAUUGUUGACCAAUUCUCCAAGUUUCUCAAUCAGGUCCCUUUGCCGCUGCACGCCCCAACAGAAUUAGUGAUUCGUGAGUUCCAACAAAAGUACAUUCUGCAGUUCGGGACCCCGAAGACUCUCGUAAGCGAUCGGGACCCGCGCUUCAUUAGUACUGAAUGGAAGGACUUCACGUCUCAUCUGGGGAUCAGGUUGUGUAUGUCAUCUGGCCGACACCCUGAAGCCAACGGUUUGGCUGAAGAAAUCAACCAGACUGUGUUCCAACUUCUCCGCGCUUUGAUUAUCCCGGAUCAGGAAACAUGGGAUGAAGAGUUGUAUUCCGUCAGGAGGUUGUACAACGACUCCAUCCAUUCUGCCACCGGCAUGGCACCUAACAGGCCGCAUCUCGGUUGGCAGAUCUGUAAUUUGCUCUCCUACCUAUUCCCUGAGCAGCCAGCUCGCUUAACACCCGGCAGGCCUGGCUUCAGGGCCAAGUAUGAUCGCUUGCUCAAGGUUUCCAUUGCAGCGAUGACCAAGCGACAACAUGCCAUGAUCCAUCAGGCGAACGAGGGGCGCCAACCGUCGGACAUUCAGGAAGGAAGCUAUGUCUGGGUCAAGAUGUUUGAAUUCUCAGAAGAAGAAGGGGUCUCUCGCAAACUUCUCCCACUCUAUUAUGGACAGUGGGAAGUUUUGGAUGUGAUUGGUGAAGACCACUUUGGCCCUUCGUACGUAGUUGAUGUGCCAGCCCAUCUGCGCACAUACCCCGUGUUCCAUGCAUCCAAACUGUACCUCCGCCGUGAUGCUAAGACAUUCGAUUAUCGCGAGGAUAUGAUCCCUCUCGCGAUCAAAGGCGGGCAUGAGAUAGACCGAAUUAAACAGCACGUAGGGAAGGGACGCAACAGACAGUACCAGUUAGUGCCAGAAUGGAAGGGGGCGUACUGCGAGUACAAAGCACUAAAGAAGACACUGAAGCAGAUCACUAUCGCUACGGAUCCUCUACCAAGGUUCCCGAGGGAAAAGCGGCUUGAUUCAGUAAUUCAGCCCCUUCUGUUUCUCCUUGAGCCCCAUGUGAGGAGGUCAACGACCCAAGAGGCUUUUGAGGGCAUCAAGGUGCAUUGUGAGGCGACUGGCAAUGAUUGCGAGGCAAGAUUUGUGACAGAACUCCUGCCUAAUAUGCUGGAGAAAAGGGAAGAAGAAUUAGCCUUCUUUCAGCACCUGGAUGAACAGUUAAACAAGGUGAAUGAUUUCUAUAAGAGGAAAGAAGCUGAGUUUCUGGAACAUGCCAAGCUGCUGCAGACACAGAUGCAAGCACUCGUCAAGUUGAAGAAAUCCAUGAGAACCAACACGGACUACGGAGAUAGCCCGGAAGAGGAUGAUGAUGAUGAUGACCAUGCUUCCGCUACUCAGGUGUACGAGCACGGUGGUACCGCACAUCGUACGAGAGAUCAAACUUAUUGUGACCCUCAAGUUCUCUUACCUCCAGAGACGGAAGAUCAGGAGGUGAGUGGUGGUGAUCGUCAAGGGGCUUCUACUUCUGCCACUGUGGCUGAAUCUAAUGCCAGACGAGAAACAGAAGAAGACAGAAAAGGGAGGCAAAAGAAUGGCAAUGACGAUGGCAGCACAGGUGCAAGGAAAGGGGUUCACAACAUAAAUGGGAGUGAGGGGAGGCCGGUGGAGAAGGAGCAGGAAGAGAAGGAAGGAGCAAGGGAUAAAAGAGUUCAACUUGAAGGGAGAGGUAAGGGCUCGGCAGAAGGGGGUGGUGGAGCUGCUGCUAUGCUUGAGGAAUUGGAUGAAGUUGGCUCCUCGAUCUUGCAUGUUCUCCCUCCGAAUUCACCACCGCCACUCUCUGAGGUUACCGUAUCUGAUGCCAGUGAGAGCGACAUGGACCGCAUUUCCGUUGGAGACAAAGGAGGUGGGGUUGGUCCAAGCAGCAUGCGGAAGCAGAGAAGGAAAUCUUCUGGGUUGUUCUCCUUGCCAGGAGAACCUGAAGAGCCACGCAGCCUUGCCACACGUACCAAGGGAGAUGCUUCUCAAGCAGCAAGUUUUGUCAAGCCAGCUGCUGAGGCCCCUUCCACAGUUCGGCCAAGGGGUGUGGUGGGUAUUCCUACGUUGCAGACGGAGAUGGGGAGUAGCAGCUCUGGUAGAGGUACUCAGCAACAGGAGGACAGCAUGAGUGAGGAGAUAACAGUGGUAACAAAUGCAUCAGGGCAACGGAUUGCAAAGGCAACAGGCAAGACAAACAUGAGUUAUUCGGAGGGUGAAGGCCAUCAUCCGCCUGGAGAACCGCUGCCAAAAGGCCCCCCUUUAAGGACUGGACGAGGGGCUGGAUGGGCAGAACCAGACGACAAAGUGAGAAAAAGGACAGGGUCCAAAUUGCCCCCUCUGAACAAUGCUUUGAGUAGCGGGUCUGGUGCAUCAGCAAGGGAGAGGGACACAACUACCAGCCCACCGGGCAGCCAAAAGCAUACAUCAUGGGGGUCUUCAGCUUCUGCAGUAGCUGCUGCUAGCUCAGGAGAGUCAACGUCAACAGAGUUUUCUGCGACAAUAGCAAACACUACUGCUGCCAUGGGUUCAGAUCGCACAGAGAUGCGUCAAGUGAGAGGGGAUGGUCGUAGUGUACAAGUGGCAUCAGGCCAUGGUACUUACCAUACAGGGAAAGGUGUUCUAGCGAAUGAGCUGCAAGGGAGAGGAGGGGAAGUCGUAGAGAACGGGGACCAAAGGGUAGGGGGAGGAGAAUCCGAAAUGAGAGGAGGUGGCGAAUUUGGUGAGAGACAGGGAGUAACUAGCCUCUCUGAGGGGAGUGUGCCUCCAUCUGUGACCUGCAGACGUCCAAGGGCAUUCCAAGGCCAAGGUCGUGUAGGCAUUGCGAGUCCGUUUCGAGUAUUGUCUCGUUUGAUCAACCCACUGGAGAUAGCACCAUUCUUCACAGUUUACGACAACCCUCGACGGAUCCGACAUGCGGAGAAGGUGAUAGGAGCAGCUUUGGUGGAGUUCUACAGAGGGAUGUGUUUGUUGAAGAGCUUCAGUUCAUUAAACAUGGCCGCAUUCGGAAAGAUCCUUAAGAAGCAUGACAAACUCGCCGGCUGGAAGGCAUCACGUACCUAUCUGAGUGCCAUUGAACAGUCCGCGCAUUUCACAACUUCGACCAAGGUCACGAAAAUGAUAGCCAAUGUGGAGAACGCCUACACAAAACACUUUGCAAAAGAUGACCAUAGAAGGGCAAUGAAAGAUCUUAGACCGAUCUCGCAAUCGGCAUCGCAUAUUGUCACAUUCUUCCUGGGGUUUUUUUGUGGGUGCAUUGUGGCCCUCCUGGCGUCCUUCCGAGUCAUGAUGUAUGCUGUGGGAGAGAAAGAUAGUGUAGGAGGGAGCAGUUACAUGGAAUCUGUGUUUCCAGUCUUCAGCGUCCUGAUUCUCAUCCAACUGCAGGUCUUCUUCUACGGCGUCUGUGUUUACUUAUGGUACACAGUUCGUAUCAACUAUGCUUUCAUCUUCGACUUCACCCCAGGGACGGAGUUGGGAUUCCGAGAGGUGUUCAUGAUCGCAACUGGUAUGUCUGUCAUCAUGCUGGCUGGUCUCAUAGGCCAUCUUGCGGCCUAUGCGCACAAGUCUUCCCACAGCUCUGCCGGAGAAUUCAUUCCAGCGGCAAUCAUUUUGCUGUUCAUGGCCAUUCUGGUGAUGCCAUUCAAUCUCUUCUGGCGUUCAAGUCGUAUGUUUCUGUUGAGGACUCUGCACCAUGUGAUUUGUGCACCAUUCUACAAGGUUGUGUUGGCUGACUUCUUCCUGGGGGAUCAGCUUACGAGUCUGAUACCGUUGUUGUGGGAUAUCGAAUAUGUCUUCUGCUACUACAUUGGUGGAUACUUCACAACCCGGGACCACAAGACUUGUCUGAACAGCAUCCACUUCCGAAGAGUAGGCUUUGUGCUGGCAUUCUUGCCCUUCUGGUGCCGCAUGAUGCAGUGUGUGCGAAGAUGGCAGGACGAGAAGCAGAGUGUACAUAUCCAAAACUGCCUCAAGUACGUGUGUGCAGGUUUGGCGGUAGGCACAAGGCUCCUGUACUUGGAGACAAGGUCAACCGCAAGCUUCGUCCUCGGCCUUUUCUUCGCUGCAUUGGCCACUGCAUAUGGGAGCUAUUGGGACUUGUUCCGGGACUGGGGGUUGUUGCAGAGGGGCUCAAAGAACUUCCCUCUCAGGGACCAGUUGAUUUGGAAGAGGAAAUGGGUGUACUUCGUUUCUAUGGCCGUCAACCUCAUCCUUCGCUUGGCUUGGAUUCAAUCCAUUCUGCGACUGCCAAUCUGGCAUCUGCAUGAAAAUGUCACCAAUCUGCUGUUUGCUGGGCUGGAGAUCUGUAGAAGAGGUCAUUGGAACUUCUACAGGCUGGAAAACGAGCACAUUAACAAUGUGGGUCAAUACCGAGCCGUCAAAGACAUACCCCUCCCUUUCGUUUACUCUGAAAUGAGCCCCUAAUCAAGCAAACGUAAACGGUGGAACUCUGUACACGUGGAAGUUCAUUACAACAUACAAUCAAUAAAUCAGCCAUUCGUUA